CCAAGUCAUUAGACAAAAUUUUAGAAGAUCGGGUGAGAGCAUUAGCCGAAGUUUUCAUAAAGUUUUAAAUGCACUUAUGCAUUUACAAGGUCACUUGUUUGCAAAACCCGAGCCUAUCCCAAGUAACUCAUCGGAUAAUCGGUGGAAGUGGUUUAAUAAUUGUUUGGGUGCACUAGAUGGAACGUUUUUCAAGGUUUAUGUACAAAAUGCUGAUAAACCUAGAUAUCGAACCCGUAAAGGAGAUAUUGCAACAAAUGUCUUAGGUAUGUGCACUUCUGACAUGCAAUUAGUGUAUGUUCUUUCUGGUUGGGAAGGAUCUGUAUCCGAUAGUCGUGUUCUUCGUGACGCAAUUACUAGGGCACAUCCAUUGAAAGUACCUCAUGGUUGAUAUUAUCUAGUUGAUGCGGGUUAUACAAAUUCUGAAGGCUUUCUAGCACCUUUUAAGGGUCAACAGUAUCACUUGAAUGAAAGGCGUCAAGGUUAUCAACCAACAAGUCCCAAAGAAUAUUUUAAUAUGAAACAUGUUGCAACCCGUAAUGUGAUUGAGGGGUGUUUUGGGUUAUUAAAAAUGAGAUGGGCUAUUCUUAGAAGUCCAUCUUAUUAUCCUAUAAGGACACAUAACCGCAUUAUUAUAGCAUGUUGUUUUACUUCAUAACUUUAUUAGGCAAUUUAUGAGUGUUGAUC
This is a messenger RNA of Ipomoea nil (Japanese morning glory), 684 nucleotides long. RefSeq lists its product as uncharacterized. The coding region runs from base 77 to 388 and encodes 103 amino acids. Lineage: Eukaryota; Viridiplantae; Streptophyta; Magnoliopsida; Solanales; Convolvulaceae. The transcript is spliced from 3 exons. The record is from RefSeq and is a predicted model, not a curated record.